AUGAAUCAAUUAACAACGUCAAUACUUAAAAGAACUAUAAAAGUUCAACCCAAAGUGCCAUAUUAUUAUAAAGUAUAUAACAGUAAACUUGUUAAUAUGAGAACUAGGAAAAACUAUAAAAAUGAAAAGAUUCGACUUCAAGAUUCAGUCACCAAAUGGAUUAGCAAAGAUGUUCAUGAAAAUACUCGUGAAGAUGAUGCUAUGAAGUAUCUAAAGCAACAUGUUUAUUCAACUGGUGAUGAAGAAGGUUUAUCUGAUGACAAGGAAGACUUUCUACCAUCUGAUGAUUUAGAUGAUAACAAACAAGAUUUAGAAGAUUUUGAAUUACUCUUAAAUGAUGAUAAAUUAUUUACAGCUCCUGGUUUCAUUAAUAUUAAUAAUUCAGAUCAGAAUAAUAAUAUAAACAUAAAUGAUUUAUGGAUACUUCUCUGGAUCUUCAAAUAUCAAGAAAGAUUCAGACUCUCUGAUGUUGCAAUCAAUUCAUUAAUCAGCUUCUUUAGCCUUGUUUUGAAAAAUAUUAAUUCAAACCAGUUUAAAGGAUUCUUAUCUAGGAAAAUAUUAGACAUUAAAAAAACUCGAAGUCCUUCACUACUUACACUGAUUGCUACAAACUUUAUAACCUAA
Molecule: messenger RNA, 624 nt
Organism: Funneliformis caledonium
Lineage: Eukaryota; Fungi; Glomeromycota; Glomeromycetes; Glomerales; Glomeraceae
Source: the annotation of a GenBank genome assembly